Serinus canaria (Common canary) is the source of this 870-nucleotide messenger RNA. RefSeq names its product translation initiation factor IF-2-like. The transcript has a single exon. The coding region runs from base 1 to 870 and encodes 289 amino acids. Lineage: Eukaryota; Metazoa; Chordata; Aves; Passeriformes; Fringillidae. The record is from RefSeq and is a predicted model, not a curated record.
AUGCUCGUCACACCCCAUGCACAAUUCCCUCCCCCCCUGCCGCUGGAUGGACGCAGCAAUGAAAAAACGGACACCCGGAGGUCUCACGACACAGUGCGAAAUGCGUGGAACACUGUUUCCGCAAGACGCCCACGGUAUUAUUUAAAGCUGUGGCUCGCUUACAGAGCAACACCAACAAAGCCCACAAACAAAAGCCUGCGUGGUCGGGGCUGGGUUUUUUUCCCCCUUCUUCCGUUCAGUGACUUUGGCAAAGCAUGCUCCGAAGCUUACAAGCCACAGGUGUCCCCGAGCGCCCCUUGCCGGGACUCGCUCCCGGCUGGCGCCGCUCCGCGGGGCGGGCGGCACCGGGAAGGCCACUCGAGCCACGGGAACGGCGGCACCCGGCGCCCCAGGGCGGCCCGGGGAUCCCGGCACACGACGGAGCGCGGCUCCCGGCAAGAAAGCGGCUCCUCCGGCACGCAGGGGCAGCGCCGCGCCGGGAGACUUCCGACCGCUCCCCCCUGCCCGGCGGGGCCGGCACCGGGCCCGGGGACCCCGGCGGCGCCCGAGCCCCGCGCCCGGAGCGGACAGAACGGCCGGCACCGGCCGGCCCGCCGCAGCGCCCAUGCCGCCUCUCCCGCCCGCCGGCCCGGCAAAGCUCCGCUCGGCUCCGCACGGCUCGCACCGGCACUGCCGCGGCGGCCCGGCCGCGCCAAAUUCCCCGACCAACUCAGCGAGUGCCCCGGCGGUGCCAGGAGGGCUCCCGAGCGAGAACGUUCGGUGCCGGGCCACGGGCAGAAGAAGCGCCCUCAAAUGCAGCGGCACAGCCCGAUUGCGACCCUGCGAACGCUGCCAGAGCUGGAGGUUCCCGCAACUGAACCCCGGAACUGA